Molecule: messenger RNA, 660 nt
Organism: Lactuca saligna
Lineage: Eukaryota; Viridiplantae; Streptophyta; Magnoliopsida; Asterales; Asteraceae
Source: the annotation of a GenBank genome assembly
AUGGUUAUGAAGAAUAAUGCUUCAAAGCCUGUAACAGCGGCCAAGAUUCCCGGUGUGGACCAAGUACAUUACCGGGGAGUAAGAAAACGGCCAUGGGGCCGUUACGCGGCGGAGAUCCGCGACCCUGGAACGAAAACCCGGGUGUGGUUGGGUACUUUCGACACGGCGGAGGAAGCAGCCAAAGCAUACGACACCGCCGCCCUCAACUUCCGGGGCACCAAGGCAAAGAUCAACUUCCCUCCAUCCAUAGACGACGUUGACGGCCAGAGCCCCAGCCAAAGUAGCACCGUCGAGUGUUCCACUUCUUCCCCAGAUGGUCGUCCUCCGUUCCACCGGCCGUUGGAGCUUGAUCUCACGCGCCGCCUAGAUGUUUCAGUCGCUGGGUACCAGUUGUUUCAUAAUGGCGGGCAGCAGACGGUGGCGGUCGUACCCCAUCCCCAUGGCCAGCCGAUUAUGGUGUUCAUGGAUCGAGGUUAUCCGUACUUGUAUAAUCAGUACAAUCCGAAGAUUGAACAGGAAUAUGUGAACAGAUUUAAUGGAGUUUUGAGCGAGUCGGACUCUUCAUCGGUUGCGGAUUGCAGCGCCCCUCGUGAUACGAGCAUGUCGAGAAGAGAGCUUAAUCUUGAUCUAAAUUUAGCGCCACCGGCGGUAGAUGUUUAA